This is a messenger RNA of Amyelois transitella, 3186 nucleotides long. It is a transcript of the gene Snx6, whose product is annotated as sorting nexin-6. The coding region runs from base 128 to 1558 and encodes 476 amino acids. Lineage: Eukaryota; Metazoa; Arthropoda; Insecta; Lepidoptera; Pyralidae. The record is from RefSeq and is a predicted model, not a curated record. The transcript is spliced from 12 exons. Gene Ontology annotation, molecular function: phosphatidylinositol binding. Gene Ontology annotation, biological process: phagosome-lysosome fusion involved in apoptotic cell clearance.
GUUGUCUGUCAAAAAUAAAUCGUCAUUGUGGCAUCCUUACAUCCGUUCGCUUUGUAUUCUUUGAAAAUUUUUUUUGUUUCACAUCAUUUAAUCUCGUCUAGUUUUUUACUAUCAAUAAACUCCCAAAAUGAUGGACUGCGUGGAAGAGACUAACCAUGAUCCUCUGUCAGUGCCUCCAGCACAGUCCCCUGUCUCCGGUGACCUCAAAACUGACAAGAAGAAGCCUAGUGAGAAUGUAUCAUUGGUCGAUAACAGCUUGCUGGUGGACAUAUCAGAUGCCCUUAGCGAGAAAGAAAAGGUCAAGUUCACAGUGCACACGAAGACCACCCUGCCGGAGUUCCAGAAGUCAGAGUUCAUCGUGGUCAGGCAGCAUGAAGAGUUUGUGUGGCUUCACGACAGAUAUGAGGAGAACGAGGAGUAUGCUGGCUACAUUAUACCGCCAGCCCCGCCUCGUCCUGACUUUGACGCCUCCAGAGAGAAGUUGCAGCGUUUGGGGGAAGGCGAGGGGGCUCUGACCAGGGAAGAGUUCCUCAAAAUGAAGGAAGAGCUUGAGGACGAAUACCUAGCGACCUUCAAGAAGACAGUAGCGAUGCACGAGGUGUUCCUACAGCGCCUAGCAGCGCACCCCGUGUUCCGGAAUGACUCCCAUCUCCGUGUCUUCCUGGAAUACGAGCAGGACCUGUGUGCCAAACCUCGGGGGAAGAUGGACCUCAUUGGUGGAUUGGGUCUAAUAAAACUUGCACAGCAGAAAACAGCUGGCAAGAUGGUUAAAGUAUUCUUACGACGCCUCACCACACCCCCUGUGUUAGGUAAAGGAUCUCAUCCACAAGAUUACCUGGAGAAAAAGGAACAGUCUGUUAAAACUUAUGAGAAGAUUGAUCCUGUUGGUGGAGUGAUGAGGUCAAUGACCACUACCACAGACGAGAUCUACCUGGGCGCCACGGUGCGAGACGUCAACGAUUUCUUCGAGCAGGAGACUUCGUUCCUUCAGGAGUACUAUUCCCAUCUCAAGGAGGCGGUCGCUAAAGUUGACAGGAUGACUACUAAACAUAAAGAGGUAGCCGACGCCCAUAUCAAGUUGUCGUCGUGUAUCACUCAGUUGGCUACGAGGGAGCAGCCGCCAACUGAGAGGUUUCUCACCAGGGCAAGCGAGACAUUCGACAAAUGCAGGAAGAUCGAGGGUCGUAUGGCAUCGGACCAGGACUUGAAAUUGGCCGACACUCUCCGGUACUAUAUGAGGGAUGCGCAUGCGGCGAAAGCUGUAUUAGUUAGAAGACUCAGAUGUCUAGCUGUAUAUGAAGCCGCCAACAGAAAUUUGGAAAAAGCUAGGGCUAAAAAUAAGGACGUACAUGCUGCGGAGCAAGCGCAGGCGGAGGCGUGCGCCAAAUUCGAACAACUUUCUGCGCGUGCGCGCGAGGAACUCAUCGACUUCCGCACCAGGAGGGUGGCUGCCUUCAAGAAGAGUUUGAUCGACCUAGCAGAGUUGGAGAUAAAACAUGCGCGUGCGCAACAGGAACUCUUCAGAAAGUCACUGCAGGUGCUCAAAGAAUGUCAGUGAAAUAUAUUAUAUUAUAUUUAUACAUAACUGUAUGUUUUUAUAAGUUAGUUAUAGACCUUAUUUAGAUCAAUAGACAUGUUAUCAACCAAUAAAAAAAAUGAGGUUCUUAGUUUUGUAUUCGCUAGUUUUUUUAAAUCUGAUUCGUAAAUACAGGGGGUUUAUUUUUGAUAAUCUAUAUCGUACUGUUUUUUUUAUUACAUUCAGUUUUGCAUAAUUUGUGUAAAUAGAUAAAUUGAUGUUUGAAUACACCCUGUUUGUGAAAAAAAUUAAUAGAAUGGUAGUAAGGUGCAUUAAAGUUGUAAUUAUAUUUAUUUGACAUUUGUUAAAUGUAUAAUUGUAGAAACUAGUCUAUAAAUUGAUCAUCAUAUUCUCCUGCCGUUAGCCCUUGUUCAGGGUCACCUCUCUGGAGAGGAGCCUGGGGUAGUAUACCUUUAACCAUGAAUCCUGGAUUGGGUGAGUCAGGUUUUUAAACGAAGCGACUCCUAUCCGACCUCCGCGACCUUUGCAGGGGAACUUAUAUUUGGAUCAUGGAUUGGAUUUGACUGAAUAUCUUCUAAAUAAAAAGGUUAUAUUCCUGUGUUUGUAAUAAAGUAUAAUAUAUUAAAAAAUAAUAAAAAUAAAAUAUCUGCUCAGUAGUGAGUAUCAAAGACAGAUAGACAAGGCAUAGGAUUUUAUUUAAUAAGUGAUGAUUGUAAUUUUGCCGUGUUGAAAUUUUCAUUUUGGACCAAAAUAUUUUGUUUGUAUAGCAAACGUUUCCAAAUAUAACACAAGUUUUUUAAGUUAUAUUGAAAUUUCAGUAAGAAUUUGGGAUUCCGCCACUGGAGGGCGCUAGUGGUGACUGAACAGAUCUGUCAAAUUUUGGCAAAUAGGAUUUGAACAUUGGGUAUGUCAAUUUGUGAGAAGGUUUUGCGAUAACGGACCUGUGGGCAUUGCUGGGGGCAUUCAUUGUCGCGAACUUUGAUAAGGCACGUGUGUUAUAAUGUCACUAAUUUUGAGGUUUAGCAAAAAGGUACAAGGGAAGGGGAUGUACCAUACCCCCUUGUAACGUCUCUGUGGUUCAAGUUUGAUAAGGUAUCUUUCAUCUCUCUCUAUGUAAACUUGUUUUUGUCAAAUUUGCAAUUAUUCGGCUUUGAUCUGCGGGAAAUGGCACGCGCGACGCCAAUAUUAUCGCGCGAUCAACUAUCGCUGUUUCGCUUUUUUGUUAUAACGUAAAACGGGACAGCGAUAGUUUAUCGCGUGAUUUAAACGUCGCUAAUGUCAUGUUCCAAUGUGUGUGCCAAUUCAAACUACUAUGUUUGAAUUAAAUAUCAUUUACCCUUGAGGUCCCUUUUCUGCAUAACCAAACGAUGAAUUUCAUAAAGUCCCAGUGAUACUAUCUUCUGUAAAGAUUUUAUAUUAUCUCAACAUUUUGAACUGAAAUUGUAUUUAUAAGCUUAAUUUUCGUUUGCACUCGUUUCGGCUAUGCAAUUUUGUUGUUUUAAUAAUCAAAUUCUAAUGUUAUUCUUUUUUUAUCUAAUUGCAAAAAUCGUAAAGUUGCAACAUUGUAAAUUCUUGCGACGAUCAAUGUAAUGUAAGCGAACGUUAUUUCUAAUGUUUAUAUCUAGGAAAAUAUAUAAAUAUCUAAAUUA